GGACGUUCGUGACACCAUGAGUCCUCCAGCUUAGCCCACGGUCUUCUGCAUUUGUCACAGGAAAAUCUGGUUGCACUCAGCAGUAGGAGCUGAACACGUCCAUUUUUCCUCCUAAUUCUUGUCUUGCCUUGAGGAAAAAUAUGAGAGGACAUGCACAAUGAAUAGAUACACCACCAUCAGACAGCUUGGGGAUGGCACCUAUGGAUCGGUCAUCCUUGGCCGCAGUCUGGAGUCAGGAGAGCUGGUUGCUAUAAAGAAAAUGAAACGAAAGUUCUACUCUUGGGAAGAAUGCAUGAACCUUCGAGAAGUCAAGUCACUAAAGAAACUCAUUCAUGAAAAUGUGAUCAAACUAAAGGAGGUCUUUCGAGAAAAUGAUCACUUGUACUUCAUAUUUGAGUACAUGAAGGAGAACUUAUACCAGCUAAUGAAAGAUAGAUCCUGCAGGGACUCGCAUUUAUCCACAAACAUGGUGCGGAUGCUUCUCAGUCGUGGGUAUUUCCACAGGGACAUGAAACCGGAGAAUCUUCUGUGCAUGGGUCCAGAGCUGGUGAAGAUAGCCGACUUUGGACUCGCCCGCGAGAUCAGAUCUCGACCACCGUACACAGACUACGUCUCAACUAGAUGCGCUUUUUCUUCAAGAUCCCCGUCUCUGCUCUACCGUCAGCAGACUGGAUUUCUCAAAACCUUACAUGAAUCCCCUCUCCAACUGAUAUUUAUAGUAUUAUCAGAACAGGAGGACACCCCUGCCCACCACCGGACAGGAGCCAAGAGACGUUACGGAAAGUCCCCGCUGUUCACCCAUCUGCUCAGGACAGCCGAAAAAGACAAAAGACAAUCACGAGUGAAUGAUUGGGCCAAGGGAUACCAGCUGGCGAGUGCCAUGAAUUUUCGCUGGCCUCAGUGCGUUCCCAAUAAUCUGAAGACAUUGAUCCCAAAUGCCAGUCCUGACGCCAUCCAUCUGAUGACGAAACUGCUUCAGUGGGAUCCAAGGAAGAGACCAGCCUCUGCUCAGGCUCUCCGAUACUCCUACUUCCACGUGGGCCAGGCUUUGGGAACUCCUCAGCAGAUCCUGGAGCAGGGCAGACCUCAGCUGGGCCUCGUGCAUCUGCAGACACCCUUACAGAUGCAGCAGCAGCAGCCUCUGUUGUUGAAGCCAGUGCCCCCCUCCCAGCCUCCGCCUUCUAACCAGCACUGCUCCUCCUCCAGGCCGCUCCAUCAGAUCCAGACCUCCCCUGCACCAGCAGCUGCCCAGGCGGCAGCUUACCAGCGGCACACGGAGAUGGUUCGGAAGCAGCAGCAGCCGAAUCACAUCCUGAAACAGGAGCAGACGGAGGGAACCUCUCAGCGCCGUCUCCCUUACAUCGUAGACAAGGGCCACCAGGAAAAGCAAACGCAGCAGGAUGUACACAAUUUAAGCCUGCUUGGCUAUCAGCUGAAGCCUAAAGGAGGGCGGCGGCGUUGGGGACAUGCAGCUGGACACGUUAAAGGAGAAGACUGGGACAACUACGAGGAGACUGAUCCGUCCUCCAUCAGUAUCCUUGGAAAACCUAACUUCUCAUCAGAGAAGUCGAGACAAGGAGACGACUCUCUGAGCAGGUUUGGAACUGUUCUGGAUUUCAGUCGACGCAGCGGAAAAGAAGAUGCACCUUUAAACCUGAACAAGACCGCAGCCUAUCAAGAGCCAUCAAGAACGGCCUCUGCCAAGCAGCAUUACCUGAGGCAGUCCAGAUAUCUACCUGGCAUCAGUACUAAGAAGAACAUAGCCAUGAAUGCCAGUAAAGAAUUCCCAGGAAGCCAUUUUUGUGGCAGCAGCAGUAUUGCGUUUGGAGGGACCCUGCCAAGCAGAGGAGCUCAUGGCACAAAUACGAUCCCAGGUGAUUACAUGCCAUCAUUUUACAAGAAAGACAACGGCUCAGUUGGUCACAGCAGAGGCCGUCAGGGUGUUUCAAUGGAAACAAGUGACCUCUAA
Molecule: messenger RNA, 1969 nt
Organism: Nothobranchius furzeri (turquoise killifish)
Lineage: Eukaryota; Metazoa; Chordata; Actinopteri; Cyprinodontiformes; Nothobranchiidae
Source: RefSeq, a predicted model, not a curated record